Molecule: messenger RNA, 1429 nt
Organism: Cladocopium goreaui
Lineage: Eukaryota; Dinophyceae; Suessiales; Symbiodiniaceae
Source: the annotation of a GenBank genome assembly
GGGUCGGCGGCCCAGCAUGUGCCGAUCGCCCAUCAUCUUCUGCAAACAUGUUGAGGGACAUCCCAGUCAGAUGUACGAAAUGGGAGAGCAGAUCGGUUCCGGCACCUUCGGAACGGUGUGGAGAGCAAAGCACUCUCAGACUGGCCAACUUCAUGCGGUAAAGAGCUGCCCCAAAAAGCUCAUCCCCAGCGACGAGUUGUGGGCCGAGAUCGAGAUCAUGAAACAGCUGGAUCACCCUCACAUCAUGCGGCUGUACUACACCUUUGAGGAUGACCUGUGCAUCUUCAUUGCUUCGGAGCUCUGCGAGGGCGGCGAGCUCUUCAAUGCCAUGAUUGAGGCUGGUACCUUCAACGAACACACUGCUGCCUUGCUCUUCAAGCAGAUCAUGAGUGCUGUUUCCUACAUCCACAUGAACAUGAUUUGUCAUCGAGACUUGAAGCCCGAAAACUUCCUCAUCUCCAAGAAAUGUGCGAUUCAGGAUGGGAAGGUGAAACUCAUCGACUUUGGAACUGCGAAGCGCUUCGAUCUGGGCCCCUUGACCACCAAGGUUUGCACGGUCCACUACGUGGCACCGGAGGUGUUGAAGAAGAGGAUGGAGCCUUACACAGAGAAAGUGGACGUGUGGUCUGCUGGCGUCGUACUCUUUGUCAUGUUGGCUGGUGUUCCACCCUUCCAUGACGAUGAUGACUUGGAACUCAUGAAGAGGGUGAAGAAAGGGAAGUGGUCCUUCACGCCAGAAACAGCUUGGAACAAAGUCUCUGCACUGGGCAAAGAGCUGGUGAGCCAGAUGUUGACCAAAGAGGUGGACCUGCGACCGCAUUCCGCCGAGGUCCUUGCCUCGCCUUGGUUCCGGCAGGAGGUGAUCCCUGCGCACACCAAAGUCGACGAACACAACCUAGCACAGAUGCGCACCUUUGUAGCCCAGAGUCGCUUGAAAAAGGUGGCCUUGCAGGUCAUUGCGCGGCAGAUCUCGGACGACACCAUCGAGAAGCUGCGACAGAUCUUCUUGUCGUUGGACGAUGACAACUCGGGGACCCUGUCCGUGGAAGAGAUCGACGAGGCCUUGGAGCGGCUGGAAGUAGAGGAACCCAUUCGGGUGGAGAUGCGGCGAUUGAUGCACGAGAUUGAUGUGGAUGGCAGUGGGACCGUAAAUUAUACAGAGUUUAUUGCAGCCAAUAUCUCGAAGAAACAGUACCUCCAGGAGCAGGUGUGCUCGCUCCUCAGUUCUGAAUUGUUUAUGCACUGCAACUGGUGGAUCCGAUCCGAUCUGCAAAAUUUGGUCCGCAGCACCUUUUUGGGCCGAAAAGGAUCAGUGCCCGAAGCGCGAGCGCGAAACUGUGCCAUGAAAGUCUUGGUGAGUUCCAUGUCAUGGUCUGGAGAAGUGGAAUUGGAGGACCUUCACCAAAAAGUCAUGCUCAUUUCGUCGUAG